Messenger RNA from Nyctereutes procyonoides (raccoon dog), 570 nucleotides. It is a transcript of the gene CMC1, whose product is annotated as C-X9-C motif containing 1. The record is from RefSeq and is a predicted model, not a curated record. The coding region runs from base 116 to 436 and encodes 106 amino acids. The transcript has 4 exons. Lineage: Eukaryota; Metazoa; Chordata; Mammalia; Carnivora; Canidae. Gene Ontology annotation, cellular component: mitochondrion.
GUGCCGCCCAGCCCAGGCCCCUCCCCUCCCCUCCCCUCCCCUCCCCUCCCCGCCCCUCCCCGUCCCUCCCCCGCCCGGGAGCGGCCCGGCGCUGCUCUCCUCUCCGCCCGCCGAGAUGGCGCUCGACCCCGCAGAUCAGCAUCUCAGACAUGUUGAAAAGGAUGUUUUGAUCCCUAAAAUAAUGAGAGAAAAAGCCCGAGACAGAUGUUCUGAACAAGUUCAAGAUUUUACCAGAUGUUGCAAGGAUUCUGGAAUCCUUAUGGUAGUAAAAUGCCGGAAAGAAAAUUCUGCAUUGAAAGAAUGUCUAACUGCUCAUUAUAAUGAUCCAGCAUUUUAUGAAGAAUGCAAAAUGGAAUACCUGAAGGAAAGAGAAGAAUUCAGAAAAACUGGAAUUCCUUCCAAGAAAAGGCUGCAGAAGCUUCCUACAAGCAUGUAGGCAAACACUCUGAUACUCAGAAGCUCUGAUACUCCUGGAAAUCAUCACCUGAAAUAAUGGACUCAAAGAAGUAUUUGCUUUGUCCUAAGUUAUGGAAAUAUUAAUUUUAUCUGGAAUAAAGAUUUUUUUUUUAA